This is a messenger RNA of Cucumis melo (muskmelon), 1847 nucleotides long. Its product is annotated as squamosa promoter-binding-like protein 13A. Lineage: Eukaryota; Viridiplantae; Streptophyta; Magnoliopsida; Cucurbitales; Cucurbitaceae. Gene Ontology annotation, cellular component: nucleus. The transcript has 4 exons. The coding region runs from base 402 to 1541 and encodes 379 amino acids. The record is from RefSeq and is a predicted model, not a curated record. Gene Ontology annotation, molecular function: DNA binding.
GGUUGGGGUUCUCCAAUCUUUUCAAUCCUUCUCUAUUUUCCAUCUUUAAUCCAAUACAAAAAAAAAACAAAACAUAAAACAAAAAAACAAAAGAACCCAUUUUUCCUUCCUCUUUAUGCUUCAUCUUGUUCUUUUUCAAUUUUGAUUCUACAUUUGCAUUCCUCAUUUUCAUUUCAGGUAUUGUUUGAUGCUGCUAAACUGAGGAUUAUCCAACCCCACAAUGAAAAUGAAGAGGUUUGAUUUCAAGCCUCGACUAGAAGCAACUUAAUAACCAGAAGAUUUCCGUGCGUCUUCAGUUGUUGAAUACAAUGCAUUCAUGAAGUCAUCAGAAGAGUGACUCAAAAUCUGACGAGGGUGUUCAUUUUUAAGUGAAAAAGAAGUAAAGAACUGAAAAAUUCUCUAUGGACUGGAACUUGAAGACCCCUUCUUGGGAUUUCACUCAAUUGGAACAAGAUGCAUUAAAGAACAUUAAUACAAUAGGUGCAUCCAGCAACUUUGUUGAGCAUAUAACGACUUCUGGGGAUUUCACGGUUGAUUUGAAACUCGGCCAAGUCAGUAAUCUGGGAACAAAAUAUGUAGUCAAUGAGCCAGGAGUCUUUAAAGCGACACCAUCCCCUUCAGAACCAUCUAAGAGGGCAAGAGGAUCUGGAAAUGGAGCUCAGCCUUCGUCAUGCCUUGUUGAUGGAUGUGUUUCAGACCUUAGCAAUUACAGAGAUUACCACAGGCGCCAUAAGGUCUGUGAGCUUCAUUCGAAGACUCCCCAGGUUACAAUUGGUGGCCUAACACAGAGAUUCUGCCAGCAGUGUAGCAGGUUCCAUUCACUAGAUGAAUUCGAUGAAGGAAAGAGAAGUUGUAGGAAACGUCUUGAUGGACACAAUCGAAGGCGACGGAAGCCACAAUCAGACUCCCUGUCACGAAGUAUUUUGUCUCAUUACCAAGGUUCUCAACUUUCACCAUUUUCUAGCUCUCAUGUCUAUCCAUCUACACUAGUUAUGAACCAUUCCUGGCGUGAUCUUGCCAAUAAUACUGAGAUAGAUGCAAGGCUUCAUGUUCAGCAAGAGCCAACCCACUUUCCUGAUAAACACAACAUCUAUCUUGGAUCAUCGUCAAAUGAUAGUGUCCAUAAAAUUGGAAAACAGGUUACAUUUAUGCAAAGUGACAAUCCGGAAUUUUCAGUUGGCCAGCCUCUUGUCAAGACCAUUGAUUUUUCAGAAAAUGAAGUUUGUCGAAGCAAGAUGUUGUAUGACAGGUUUAAAACUCCAGGCCAUGAAUCGGAUUGUGCUCUCUCUCUUCUGUCAUCUUUGCAGACACAGGCAUCUGGGAUCGGUUUUAGUGAAGCCGAGCAGGACCGUCAUCUUAUAUCCUUCCUGCAGCCAUUAGAUGUGAGCUUAGGUCAUCACAACAGCUUGGAGCCAAUUAAUUCAGUACUGAAUGGCAGUGUGAGUAAUGCUAAUAUCAACUGUUCAGGAAUGUUUCACAUAGCAUCUAAUGAUGGAUGCAAUGAAGCUACCCCACCAUCUCUUCCUUUUCACUGGCAGUAGAGUGACUUCAGUCGACAAAAACUGAUCUUUUUGUGUAAAAAAGAAUGAGAAAUCAGUGCUUCUGUAAAUCCAUGCCCAUGAUAUUCAGAAGGAUGUUCACUUUAUCAUAGAUUCAAGUUUUAACUGCUGCCUGCCUUCUAUGCUUGUGAGGCUUAACAAUGAUACUUCUUUCAUUUCAACUUCAGAUGCUUUAUGGAGUAUUUCCUUACCUGUUUUACACUGCUUUAUUUGCUUGGGGAAGUUUUUUGUGCAUAUUAAUCCUUUGCUCUUAUAUAAUCGAAUUUCAACCGGAAGCUCAAAAACAUA